Messenger RNA from Paramecium octaurelia, 236 nucleotides. Lineage: Eukaryota; Ciliophora; Oligohymenophorea; Peniculida; Parameciidae. The record is from the annotation of a GenBank genome assembly.
AUGCAAUAAUCACACUAGUCUAUUUCAGGAUGGAUUCACGAAUACGAUCAGUAGGGCUCACCUCAGAUUCAUCAAGUAGUGAAUUGUAAUUCAAUUUUGCUUAUAUUUAAAUUAUAGAGAUAGUUAAUAGGAAACAACAAUUACAGAAAAGAAGCGUGAGUCUAUGUUAAAGAAGAUAAGAUUAAGACACCAAUAAAUCAAGUAUGUCAUUCUAUUAUUCCUGAUUUAAUUGAUUA